This is a messenger RNA of Anopheles funestus (African malaria mosquito), 1611 nucleotides long. Its product is annotated as deoxynucleoside kinase. The record is from RefSeq and is a predicted model, not a curated record. Gene Ontology annotation, biological process: nucleobase-containing compound metabolic process. Gene Ontology annotation, cellular component: cytoplasm; mitochondrion. Gene Ontology annotation, molecular function: deoxynucleoside kinase activity; ATP binding. The transcript has 5 exons. The coding region runs from base 504 to 1244 and encodes 246 amino acids. NCBI's taxonomy places the organism in Eukaryota, Metazoa, Arthropoda, Insecta, Diptera, Culicidae.
CAGAUGUAAACAUGCUCCUACUUGUAAACAUUUUUUUUACAAAAAAACGAAUCUCGUUUCAUUCAAAAUAUGCUUGCCGGUGCAAUCGUUUUGAUGUAGCAGCCUGUUUUUUAAUACCAAAAAUUUAUCCACGUGCAUGUCCGGAGAAAAAUUGUGAAAAUGAUCCAUUGACAAGAUCACUUUUGCGCCACAAGAUUAUUCAGCAUAUAGUUUACGCAUGUGACGUACCUUUUGGCGCGGUAAUUGCAGCUGGCGCAUGGAAACUGACACACGCCCAGGGGGUGUUGAAUUUUCGCGCUCAAAAGAGUUUUCACUCACUUCGCGUGUGCCUGUAGACGCGUUCAUCCGUUUUUGUGUGACGAAAAAUUUUACCUGUCUGACCCAACCAACUGUGGUGUUGAUAACGUGUUUAUUUGUUUGUUACAUUUGUCCGUGUUUUACCAUUGCGUUUGUUUCGUUUACCACUCGUUGGUAUAGUUUUAUCCAGACGGAACGUUCACAACAUGUUUCCGAUAGCGGGUGAAAAGUUGGGAUCGAACGGAAAGAAACCGUUCACGGUGUUCGUGGAGGGUAACAUUGGAAGCGGCAAGACGACGUUCCUGAAUCACUUCCAGAAGUUUGACGACAUCUGUCUGCUGACGGAACCGGUGGAGAAGUGGCGCAACUGUGCUGGCGUCAACCUGCUGGAUCUUAUGUACAAGGAGCCCCACCGUUGGGCGAUGCCAUUCCAGACGUAUGUGACGUUAACGAUGCUCGGUAUGCACACCUACCAGACGGACAAAUCGGUCAAACUAAUGGAGCGGUCUUUGUUCAGCGCGCGAAAUUGCUUCGUUGAGAGCAUGCUGGCCUCCGGUACGUUGCAUCAAGGCAUGUACAAUGUGCUCCAGGAAUGGUAUGACUUCAUCUGCUGCAAUAUUCACGUACAGGCGGAUCUUAUUGUGUAUCUUCAAACGAGCCCUGAAGUGGUGUACGAACGGAUGAAGCAACGGGCCCGUUCGGAGGAAAGCUGUGUUCCGCUCGAGUACCUCAAGGAAUUGCACGAACUGCACGAAAACUGGCUCAUUCAUGGCGCGUCACCUCGUCCGGCUCCGGUGUUGGUGUUGAACGCAGACCUCGAUUUGAACACCAUCGGGACGGAGUACAAACGGUCUGAAACGAGCAUAUUGAAGCCGAUCUUAAUAGAAAAUACCAAUCAGCACGCUAUUCUCACCUCUCCAGCAAAGCGCGCCAAGACGGACUUUUGAACAUUUCCGAUCAAUAAGCCUUUAGUUUGUAAUUUUGUGCAACUACUUUUCCUUGAUUUACUAUAUUAGUCGGACGACCAGUCCACCCACCCAGUGAAGGCAAAUACUGGCUCUACAGUGUCUUGCUCGACGUAAACUGACCAUAGAGGUGGCAAAGGCGAACAAAAGGCACGCAAGCGUAUGAUUCGAAGUUAGUGUUUGCCUGCACUUUCCUUCCUAGUAGAAAUGGUAUAGUAGAGUAGAAAAGGUACGAUGUUUGUGUUUUUACAACAUUAUAUUUAAAUUACGAUGGUACGAUUAUAUAUUGGAAUAAAUAUUUUGUGCCAGGAAAAUUGUAACCUUGACAAACUGGCCUGAUUGCAUGUAA